AUGGGCAAGAAAGAUCCCAAAACUGCUGCCUACAUGACAAACGGGACCAAUACAACAGGCAACAAGAAGACCCAUGAAGGUCACAAGACAACCGCCGCAACGAUCGCGAAAGUAGCUGCGGCUCAGGAGGAAGUCAAGCAAUCCCUCGAACCCCUUGGAAAGUCUGAACAACAACCACCAAAGGCCCCACCGAAGGAUCUGAAGAAGCUUCUCAAAGGACAGCAGCCACCUUUUGGCGGAAGGUCAAACAUGUCCCUAGGCGCUUCACAAACAGCGACAGCUAUUCAACGCAUUGCCGAGAAUGGGGCUCCACCAUUAAAGCUCAGCACCAACCCUUCUGGCCAGUCGUCAAAACCGCGUAAAGGGAGUUCGAAGUCUUCGAAAUCUGCCUCCAAGUCGUCGACAUCCUUGAACUCAGUCUCACCCUCUUCAGUCAGGCACCAUUCAUCUCCGUCAUCUCCCGGUUCUGAGAACGCCCCUCCUCUUCCCCAACGGCCCCAUCCACAACGUUCUUCUUCUGCUGAAGGUGCCAGCUUGCUUAGUAUUGUCAAGAAGGGAAAGGAACAGAUCCAAUCAGAUGGAUCAAAAGUCGCGAAGUUUUUCGGCAAGAAAUCCCAUGAGGCCUGGGACAAGAUUAAGAAGCAGAAGGAAAAGGAGUCGAAAUCACAAAAGUUUGUGGGUGAAAGAAGAGACACGAGCAAUGAUAUCGAUGUCUUCGGUAUGGAGUUAAAGGAUGCGGUUUUGAAAACCAGAGUAGUAAACGAUAGGAAGAUGGUUGGUGAUGGCGCGUAUUGGAUGCCCGCUCUGGCUUAUAGGUGUUUACAAUAUCUCAACGUUCAUGGGCCACACGAGCUGGGUAUUUAUCGGAUAUCCGGGAGCACAUCUGUGGUGGAUGAGCUAAGGGCGGAUUUCAAGAUUCAUCACGAUAUCGAUCUUUUUGAUAAUCCCCCGGAUGAUCUCCAUACAGUCUCUUCUUUAUUGAAGGGUUGGUUUAGGUCCCUACCUGAAGCCAUUCUUCCCAAUGAUGUCCAGAAGCGUGUCUACGAAAAGUGUAAGGACAUGACAGAUGCUGUUAAACCACCGCAGGCCUUUGUAGACGAGCUAUCCAACCUCCCACCAUACAAUUACUAUCUCCUUCAUCAUCUCUUCUCGCAUUUGAGCGCCAUUUGCGGUGCGUCAGAUGUGAACAAGAUGGGUCUUGCCAAUCUUGGCAUGAUAUUCUGCUCAACCCUUCGAAUUGAUCGAUUCUGCUUCAAUUGGCUAGUUAAUAGCUGGUCGGACUGUUGGGCGGGCUGCUUAACUGAGGAAGAGGAAUAUGAAAGGACUCUUCCGCCGCCACCACGCCGCAAUCCUUCGAUUACAUCGUCAGCUUCUCACAAUUACAAUCGUUACAACCAGUCUUCGCCCAUCCCCUCAGAACCUAGAUCAAGGUCAGCUGGUCGCGCCGAUACCAUGCCUAAUAGCAGCGUAGACCGUUGGCCAUCAAACGGGUCAAGCAAUCGUCAACUUUCUAAUCAAUCCCCCGAAAAGCCAAGGGCAAGAUCACCAGAGGGUUCAAGAAGCGCUAUCCGUAGGCAAGACAUUGAGGAGUUGAAUAAACUCGCUCUUCGAAAGAAAGAUAUUGAUGAGAUGAGCAACCUUCGCAUCGAAACCAAUACCAAUUUUCAGCCUCCUAGAUCACCGGCUGGGAAAUCACCAGGUGGAAAGUUCUCAAUUCAUAGCAAUCAGUCUGAUCAACUCAGUUUGAAUGUGGAGACAGGAUGCACCCCGAGAGGGAGCAUUAGCAGCGAGCAUAAUGGAAAAAAUUCAGGGAAAAACUCCCCAGCAAUGUUGGGGAUGCCAUUACCGAGGAUUGAGCCGAUUAGCCCUAUGUUGAAGGAGGGAGGAAUGCUUUGA
Messenger RNA from Morchella sextelata, 1896 nucleotides. RefSeq lists its product as uncharacterized. Gene Ontology annotation, biological process: signal transduction; regulation of GTPase activity. Lineage: Eukaryota; Fungi; Ascomycota; Pezizomycetes; Pezizales; Morchellaceae. The transcript is spliced from 5 exons. The coding region runs from base 1 to 1896 and encodes 631 amino acids. The record is from RefSeq and is a predicted model, not a curated record. Gene Ontology annotation, cellular component: cytoplasm.